Molecule: messenger RNA, 1242 nt
Organism: Microthlaspi erraticum
Lineage: Eukaryota; Viridiplantae; Streptophyta; Magnoliopsida; Brassicales; Brassicaceae
Source: the annotation of a GenBank genome assembly
AUGAAGAACGGCAAUUGCAUAGCUGCUGCAUGUAUCCCUAGCCACCGCAAUGUUCGCCGCCGUGAACUCAAAGAAGGAGAAGGAGUAGUCUCAGUCAGCUCUCUACCGGAUGAGAUCCUCCAACAUAUCCUUUGCUUUCUCCCCACGAAAUUAGUUGUGACAACAUCGGUCUUGUCCAGUCGAUGGAGGCAUAUAUGGUGCGAUACACCUUCCAUCUCCUUGAAUAGCUCCACAUUGGGGGUUGCUUCGAUAAUGGUAAGGCAACAUCGCUACAAAGCUCCGAAGAUGAUGAGUUUACACCUCCAAACCGGCACGAGGGAGAACGUUAAACACAUCAACACGUGGAUCGAAUUGGCCAUGUCCCGCCGUGUGGAGAAAAUGUAUUUGGAACUCAAGUUUAAAAGAGGUUACUAUGAAUUUCCUGAUUUCUUCUACAUCAAUUCCUCUGUCAAGGAGCUCAGAGUUGCGUUUAUGUUUAACGCAAAUUUUACACUGAUCCCGAAAUGCUCCGUGUCUUGGGCAUCCCUGAAGAAGUUGUCAUUACGUGCAUGUAGACUCUCCAAUAUGUCCAUUGCUAUGAUUCUCUCUGGCUGUCCGAUUCUCGAGUUCUUGAAACUGGAUUCCUGCGAUGAUCUGCGGGUGCUUGAUCUCAGCAAUUCGCUACGUCUGAGGACAUUACAUGUAAGACGCCCAUACAUCGGCCCAUACUUCAGGGAUCCGAGUCCGAUGCAGAUUGUUGCACCACAUGUCCGUUGUCUCAAACUAAUAAACUCUCUGUUACUAUGCGAUUUAGUCGACCUCUCCUCUUUAGCUGAAGCUAAACUGAGCAUUUACUUUGACGAUCUUUUAAGAAUCGAGCCUGAUUCUCUUGGAGUCCUGGUGGUAAAGAUGGCAGAAAUGUUAGAAAAGUUGCACAAUGUAGAGAAGCUUACUCUUGGGAGAAAAUUUAUUGAGAUUUUGUCUCAUCCCGAGCUUGGUAGUGUGCCUUUUCCGAUGUUCAAGAUCAAAGCUUUGACUCUUGAGACACCCUUUGCUGAGGCUAGCUAUGUUAUUCCUCCUGCUAUUGAAAAACUGUUACAACACUCACCUGAUUUAAAGAAGCUAAACCCUACACACAAGAGCUUGCUACACAAAGCCUGGAGAAGCAUCUUGACAACUACUCGAAUUUGUAAGGCUUGGACGCUGAUCAAUGCUAAAGAUCAAAACAUGGAGUCUUUUGGAAGAUGUCCCGUUGGAAAGUAG